Molecule: messenger RNA, 1153 nt
Organism: Anopheles coluzzii
Lineage: Eukaryota; Metazoa; Arthropoda; Insecta; Diptera; Culicidae
Product: radial spoke head 1 homolog
Exons: 2
Coding region: 241-1068 (275 amino acids)
Biological process (GO): spermatid development; axoneme assembly
Cellular component (GO): nucleus; motile cilium
Source: RefSeq, a predicted model, not a curated record
UAAGUUAUUUGAAAUAUUUUAUGUAAGUGUUUUCAUUUAAAAAGUACAGAUAAAACAUUCAAUUUAUUUAAAAGUAUGUCUAAAUCUAUCUUGUGGUGACAAUGCGGUCUUGUCUUGUGUCAUGCCUAGAUGCUCGAAUGCUCGACCCUGUGAAUCGAAGCAGUAAAACGUACGCCAAGGUGUUAAUACACAUUGCAUCUAGUUAUCGCUGGCACAUCAUUCUUUAAGUAACGCUGCAAAAUGAGCGUGUUCGAGCCGGACUGUGGCAAUUUUGAAGGGCCUAAUGAGUUGGUAUUGAAUCUUCAAGACAUUGCAGCGAUACCGAAGCUAUCGUCAGAGCUGGUUGAUAAUGGUUCAGUUUAUAGCGAGAAAAAGGAUGAAAGCUGUGAAGUAAAAAUAAAGCACUAUGAAGGACCAAGAAACAGCAAGAAUGAACCGUGCGGUAAUGGCUUUGCAAAAUUUACCAACGGUGAUCAUUAUGAAGGAUCGUUCCGAAAAGGAGUAUUUUCCGGACAGCAGGGCGUAUUGCGGCAAAGAACGGGCCAUCGUUACGUCGGCGCUUUCCGCAAAGGUCUUCGCGAAGGACGUGGCAUACAAACUUACCCAGAUUGUUCCACCUAUAAUGGCGACUGGUUGAGGGGAGUGCGUCAUGGGUACGGUGUAUAUGUGUACUCGAACAAGGAUGUUUACGAGGGAAACUGGUGCAUGGACAAAAAGCAUGGCAUAGGAGUGUACACAUUUGCCGAAAACGGACUACGUCUGCGCGGAUCCUGGAGCGAAGGACAUUUGGCUGGUCCGGUGGAGGUAUUGUUUGGCAGCAUCCGCUACCAUGGCACGUGGGAUGGAACGGUGUUAUCAGAUGCUCACGAUAGUGUUUUUAACAUUGCGUCGAAGUAUUUGCUGCGAGGAAUUAUUAAGUCAGGAUCAUUUGAUGAGUACGUGUGGACACCCAGUGAGAUAGAGCGGUACAAUUUUGCUCACCUCCCAUUAGAACCGCUCCCAGCCCCUAUCCCAAUGAUGGAAUGCCAUCAGUGCGAUAGUUCUGAUGAUUCAACAACGGAUGCAUGAUCAAUGAUUGCUAACACAAUAGCUUGUGAUUGAAGGUGAAAUUUGAAGUCAUACAAAAACAAACACAUUUUGGCUUUUUUGGUAC